Molecule: messenger RNA, 1557 nt
Organism: Lytechinus pictus (painted urchin)
Lineage: Eukaryota; Metazoa; Echinodermata; Echinoidea; Temnopleuroida; Toxopneustidae
Product: retinol dehydrogenase 8-like
Exons: 6
Coding region: 118-1026 (302 amino acids)
Cellular component (GO): cytosol
Molecular function (GO): oxidoreductase activity
Source: RefSeq, a predicted model, not a curated record
AACACAGGAGACACUUGUCCGCCUGGUCGUGCUUGUAGAAUUUGUCUUGGUAGCUUUUGAUUAUUUUGAAUUCUUUUUCCAAAGUCUCAGAUUUUCAUUGAAGUGAACGAAUUCAGAAUGGCACAGAAAAUUACGCUGAUCACGGGAUGUUCAUCGGGCAUUGGUCUCAAUCUGGCAGUCAAACUAGGAAAGGAUGCAGCGAAAAAGUAUUUGGUUUAUUCGACCAUGCGAAACCUUGACAAGAAAGGACCGCUCCAGGAAGCUGCGGAUAGCGCCCUCAACGACACUAUGUUUAUUCGUCCUCUCGACGUCGUCAGUGAUGACUCUGUGAAAAAUGCUGUCAAAGAAAUCAUCGACGAACAUGGUCGAAUCGACAUAGUUGUUAACAAUGCUGGAAUCGCCACAUUCAACCCGAUAGAGUAUUCUUCAAUUGGUGACAUUCGAGAUGUAGUGGAGACAAACUUCUUUGGACCUAUUCGGAUUAUCCAAGCAGUGCUACCUCAUAUGAAAGACCAGCGAUCAGGUCAUAUCGUCAAUGUUAGCUCCAUUACCGGCCUCUUGGGAUUGCCAUUCUACGAGACGUACUCUGCUUCUAAGCACGCCAUGGAAGGACUCACAGAAGCAUUAGCCAUCAGAAUGAAAUCCUUCAAUGUAAAACUAUCUAGCAUAAUACCGGGCCUUGUUGACACAGAAAUGAAUAGUAAUAUCGUCGUUGGGAACCGACUACCAUCUAAAGUAGAAGUUGACCCACUCACAAGAGAACAACUUAAGAUUCUGAGGACCCAUGUAACCGAUUACUUUGAGAACACGGUCCAGACGUCUGACGAAGUCUGCGAGGUAAUUCAGAACGUGAUCGAGACGGGGCAACAGGACGCAGCAAUCAGGUUCAAAACCAGCGACGUCGUAGCAAACAGGACAUCCAUGAAAAUGUCUGACUUUGGAGGAAGCACUUGGCUAGAGUUCGCUCGGAAGAUGGUGGAGGAUCCGAUCAUGGCCUACUUAAGUGAUGACGAGUCACAAAUUUAAUGUUCCUGCUGAUAGCAAAGUUGUAGAUGAAAGUAUUGCAAAAUGGUGUAGUUGAUUAGCCCAAUGGAGUGUCAAAUUUCAUUUAGCUUCACUUCUGAUAAUCCGACGGUCCAUGCAGUUUAUCGAUAAAGUCGAUUGCUGCGGAACCGCGGGGGCUGAAGGGUUUUCAGCUGCCCCCAUUUUUUCAGUAAUGUGUACAAAAACGUAAUUAUAACCAUAUUAAAGGAGAAUGAAACCUUUGGAACAAGAUAGCUUGUGUGAAAAGAUAAAAAUCGGACAAAUAAUGAAGAAAAAAGUUAUGAGCAUUUGAAUAUUGCGAUCACUAAUGCUAUAGAGAUCCUCAUAUUGGCAAAGCGACAAAGAUGCGUGAUGCCACUUGUGAACAACUCUCCCCAUUACUUUAGUAUAUAUUUCACUUAAACUGCCUCUUUUAUCAAAUCUAUCAGUAGAUCAUGUGUUCUUUCUAUAUAGGAGGGCAUGUAAUACAGAUUUUUAAAGAAUACAUCAUGGAUAAAGAGUUUGCAUCACCAU